Molecule: messenger RNA, 933 nt
Organism: Pseudopipra pipra
Lineage: Eukaryota; Metazoa; Chordata; Aves; Passeriformes; Pipridae
Exons: 2
Coding region: 1-933 (310 amino acids)
Source: RefSeq, a predicted model, not a curated record
AUGGAAGACCUCCAACAGUAUCCUACUUCAGCAGCAAACACUCCUAGUGCUUGGCACGGAGAUGCUCACUACGGCUCUAAGUUGGCUGUGCGCGGCUCUGGAAGUGUUAAAUCCUCCCGCACGGCCCCGCACCGCGGUUCCUGCCGCUCGCAUCCCCGCCCGCCCGUCCCGGCCGGCAGCGAGGCGGCCCCGCGCUGCCCGGGCAUCCCUCCCCGCCUCCUCGCCGGCUCCGCCGCGCCAGCGCCUCCCUCCCGGCGGACAAACUUUGCGCCCAACUCCGCUCGGCUCCGCGGGGCGCUGCCGGGACCCGCUCCGCGCACGGCGGUGGCGGCGGGCGGGCGGCUCCCCCCGCGGAUCCCGCCGCCUCCUCCUACCUGCAGCCGGCGCCGCUCCCCGCAGCGCCCCGCUCAUCCUCCUCCUCCUCCUGCUGCUGCUGCUCCCGAGGCGGCGGGCGGGCUGCGCGCCCCGCUCCCUGGCUGGCUGCGCCGCGCUGCUGGCGCGGAGCCUGCGCGGGCGGAGGCGGCUCCGGGCCCGCGGUGGCGGCGCCGGUCCCCUGCAGCCCCGGUCCCCUGCAGCCCCCUCGCUACCGCAUCCCCCAGUCGCGGGGAGCGGGAGCCCCCCCGCCCCGCCCGGCCCGCGGGCAGGGGGCGGUGCCCGCCGGCAACCCCCCCUCCGGCAGCCCCGGCCCCCCCCGGGCAGCAGCGCCGGUCCCCAACUCCCUCUGUCUCCCUCCGUCCUCCUCCGCUCGCUCCGUGCUCGGGGACGCCGCUCCCAACCCGCUGCCUGGCCGCGCUCUGCCCAAACCCCACCGACCCCCGGCGGCACCUCUCUCGUGGCUCCUCUCACCGCUCCCGGCUGCCGGCUCUUCCUUCUGCCCUUCCUCCCUUCGGGAGACGGCUGAAGAAAGUCCUCCCAGCGCAGGGGGGGUGGUAG